UUCUGUUUGUCAGACUCGCAAUCCGAGGGAGAGGAGCGAGCCGCCAUUUUCCGAGCUUGUCGCUUCCCCCUCGAACGACAACAAUACUAAACGGACAAAAGCGAGCUUUUCUCUGGCCAAAUCGACCACGAAGACCUUUCGGAGAAGGAGAGAAGCGAUCGCGGCCAAAGAACGAGCGGAAAAGGGAUACAUUUCACUGUUUUUUCGUGGUUUUUGUCGGGGGCGAUUAAAAAACAGCCGACUGGGCUCCUAUAGCUCCACUGCCCCCGUUUCUUUCGCCCAUUUCGUGAUUCCUAAACGCAGCCCGGAGGAGUGGGAGGAGGAAGAGGAGGGGGUUACCGAACACCGGAGCGCGCGAGAGGCCGGGGAUUUUUCCACCUGGACGUGCAACAGCGGAAUCUGCAUCUGGAUAAUUGCUUCUGCCUGUCACCUUAUUACUACUAUUUUUCUCAAGCGCGGGGAUUCAUUACAUUAAUUUCCCCCGGAAUCGGCUCCCCAUCACGUGGCUGCCCCCUGGCACAGUGGUAGGAGGGUGGUGUGGAGCUGGCCUCAGCACCGGGAGAGGCCCCCUCGCCCGCCCCCUCCCAGCGCUGCAUGGCUGCAAUGGCGCCCGCUCUGACCGACGCACCGGCCGAAGCUCACCGCAUACGCUUCAAACUGGCUCCGCCCUCCUCCACCCUCUCCCCAAGCGGCGUGGAGGGAAGCGGUACCACCAACCACAUUCUUGUUUCCAGUAACGGCACCGUCAAGCGCAAAGCUUCAGAGGAGCGCCCCUCCCGUGGGGCUGGCCCCUGCAAGCCCCUUGUUACCUCAUAUCACUGUUCAGAUGACAAAUUGCAAGGUGUUUUACUGCAGACGCACAGCAUCCUGCCAAGCCUCAUACCACGCAAACACCAGGCUUUAGAGCUGUCCGAGGAGCAGCUUAAGAGCAUCAUGAGUGCCGGUGGAGGCGGACCCACUGUCCAAAACCCCACUGUCAAUGGCGUGGCAAAGAAAGUGACUAAACCCUCUGACCGAGACAAUGCAGUGACCUUAAAUGGUGGCCAACAUAACGUCAAGCAGGAUUUGUCAAAUCAGGCUCAAGUUGUCAACUUCACCAGGGGAAUGAAAAGGAACGGGCCACAUCGAGAUGGUGUGGAGCAGGAACAGCCAUCAACGGGUGAGUCCCAGAACUGUCCCAGCAACAGAGAACCUCCUGCAACUUCUCCAGCCUCUGUUUUAUCUUUCACAGAAGACAAAGUCUCAGACUGUCAGCCACUGGUUAGUGAAGAUACGUUGCUGCUCUUGCAUGAUAUGCAGCAAGUCCCUUUAGAUGGCUUCGGAACGGAACUAAGCGACCGUACCCAGCACAGCCAGAGCAGACAGGGAGAGAUCGAGGCACGAUUACGGAGACUACGCAAACGGCUUCAGGUAGUGCAGGCCAAGCAGGUGGAGCGACACGUGCAGCAACAGUUGGGUGGACUACUUGAGAGCACACUGGGUGCUCUGGAUGCCAGACGGCCGAGGAAUCGAUAUGGUGAUAAUGGCCUCACUCCUCAGGAGAGGGACGAACUGGGACGAUUCCUGAAGGGUGGAUCCAUGCCAGCUGAAUUGGAACGACUGUCCCUAAGUUGCACCACCAACCUGCGAUCCGCCGAAUGUGCAUUUGAUUCUGACGCCACAGAAAGCAGCUCAGGAGGAGACACUGAUGUGGAUGAAGAUGAGUUGGCCCGGGUUGACAUUGAGCAACGCCACAUUCCUCUAUGUCGGAGAGCAGAAAGCCGUUAUGCUGGGGACAGAGCUGCCAUCAUCAGUCACUGGAACUGGCUGCAGGCCCAAGUCUCAGACUUGGAGUACCGAAUACGCCAACAGACUGACAUUUACAGACAGAUCCGCUCCAGCAAGGGCUCUGCUGUUCUUGGGGAGAGCUCAGUAUGUGAGUCAGUACCAGAGGACAGCAGUGACUCAAGGACAAACACCAAUACCUGCCCUGUCCCACGGGAGCGUGAUGCUGUUGGCGUGGAAGCGUCAGUAUCUUCUAAUGGUAUCAUCACAGAAACAGGCUUGAGGAAAAGCUGUGGACCCAUUAGGCAAGUCAAUGGUGUUAUCAACAGCUUCCGGUCAGAUUCCCCUGUCACCUCAGACGUAGAUGAACAGAGCCGUUUAGGGUCUGUUGCCUUCCCUGUGAAUGACAACACGUGCGUGGCAGCCCGCACACGUCCUCUGCUCUCAUGCAGGAAACGCAGAGUUCUGCGGCCUGGCUCACUUACCAGUUUCAAUCGGAAGGCUCAGAGGUCAGUGGCUCCUCGCUGUGGCUGUGAGCUGAACUCUCAGUGUGUGAUGUGCAGCGGACGAGCUCAUCCUGCUGCAGACACCCAGCAUCAGCUCCCUCUGCUGGACAGACUGGCCCAGUUCGACCCCUCCGUUCACCCCAUCCUCUCCUUUACAGACGAUGUGAUGAUGAAUUUACAUAUGCAACGUGUGCUGAAGGGACACUGGCAGAAUCGUCCUCUAGAGAAGAUUAAGCCCAUCAAGAAGAUCUCGCUCAAGCACAAGUUGUGUUUGGGUAGCCGUAUAUCAGAUCCUUCAUCCAAAGACAAACACAGACUCAUCAACUCUCACCUUUCCACAGUCCGUUUGCCACAUCAUAAGGUGCGUUCAGAGAAGGUGUCGCGUCAGCCAUUAGAAAUCCCAAUGAGCGCCAGUAAACUUGACUCACGCCAGCAUUUCCGCCAGAGCAGUUCAUUUGACAGAAGCCUCAGCCGCAAGAGACCCCGUGAACCUUCGCUGGACCGCUCAGAGAAUGCUCCCAAGUUGUACAUGGACCUCGGAAGUCCAUGUCCAUCCCUGUCCACUCUCACCACACCCACCCACAGUCCUCUGAUGAGACAGCCAUCAGCCUCCGAAACCUCCACACCCCUGCACCUCAACAGCAACGCCGCCGCUACUAUUCGAAGAAGAAGAGGAGAGAGUCCCUUUGACAUCAAUAACAUCGUCAUCCCCAUGUCUGUGGCCGCCACGACUCGAGUGGAGAAACUACAGUACAAAGAGAUUCUCACCCCAAGCUGGCGAGAAGUGGACAUUUUUGCCAAGCCCAUAGCUGAAGAGGAUGAUGCGGUGGAGGUCGAGGAUCUCUCUGAUGGCACAUUCUCCCAGCUUCACCUUCCAUUACAGGAGCAGGAACGCUCUCGAUGGAGUUGGACUGCCAGCAACAUCGCAAAGAGGAGAGGCAGCAGGUCAUACAAGUCUGUGGACGGACGGACAACCCCCUUACUGUGCGGCACCAACCCCUCCACACCGCAGCCCUCAUCUCCAGACACGCCGCAUUUCCACCUGCUGCAUGAGUACAGCUCGGUGGCGUCUCCCACCAGCCCAGCCAGCCCAGAAAUGCUGAUGCUGACCGGCCUGCACACACCGGCCUCCAGGGACUCGCACCGGCUGCUGUCCAAUGAGGACACACGCUGUUCCACACCAGAUACCUUUGAGGAGAUGACUCCUCAGCCGGUACAGCCAUGGGAACGUCGGACUUUUCCACUAGAUGUGGAGCCGCAACAGGAAGUUGAAAUCCAUCUCAGUCCAACUGGCGAGAGGCAAUGCAGGACCAUUCGACGGGUGUCCGGCUGCAGGUCGUCCAAGUCGGAGUCCGACACUGGGCCUUCGUCACCCCUCUGCGAUGACGGCGCAAAGCAGAAACCAACCAACCCACCCAAACCUACUCACCGAUGAAGCCUAGACUCUGCCCACCCGCCAAUCCCCCCCCCCCCCCCCCAAUCAUCCACCAGCUUUCAGAAACUCCUAAAACAGCAGCAACGUAGACGGAAAAAAACAACAACCAAACGAAUGAAAGUCCCUGUUGUUUGAUAUUCAAACAUCAGUAAAUUCUUUCACAGUUUUUAGUGAAUUGUAUGGAGAUAUAUAUAAAGAGACGCGUUUUAAUUUCGGGUCACUGGGGAAUAAAAUUGUUUAGGACAAUAAAAAAUUAAUUCAAUAUUAAAAAGAAGGAAAGAUUAGCUUGAGGGCUAAACUAAGAUAAGAAGCUCCUACACCUAUCGUCUAUUUCAGAAGAGCACUUCCCCCUUAGCUUGCUUAUUGAUCUGAGGGGCUCCGCUUGCGUUGGGUUUUCCAGUGUCCCAUCAGAAAUUAACCAUUCAGCCUCACGGUUUAUACUGGAGUGAUAAAACACCAAAAUAAAGCCAAUAAUGAUGAUUACAAGAGACUUGCACAAUGGCGCCAAUGCCUCUCUUUGUUCUCUCUGUGUGAAAGCACUUCUUUCUCUCUCCACAUUCCCUUCAUAUUACAGCAAAUGUUUCUCAUGUCUGGAAUUUUGGAUAAAUCACAGCUUCUGCUUUCAUUUCUGUUUUGUGUUCUCUUGUAUACCAUGGCCCCGUUUCUGUCAGAGCGACAGAGAGAGCAGGUGCCUUCAUCACAACUGUGUUGCUUUCUAAAUAACGUCUGAUUAGAGCACUUUAUCGGUCUCUCUUGCACGACACUAUUGUCGGUGACUCCACAAUCAGCACCCAAAUAAACAUGCGCAGGCCGCUAAUAUUAAAGACUCGAUUGCACUGUUGCUUAGCAUUGUGGCCCUUUCUCCUGUGAGCUUGCAUUAAUGUGAGUUUUGAAGCACUUGGCAUUGCUAUGCAUGAUCAGGUUAGUCCAGAGGAUAUGCAAUCACUCCAGUAUAAACUGAAAAGUGCUGCCAUUUGUUUGUUUUGUGUUUGUGUGUGUGUCUGUGUGUGUGUGUGUGUGUCUGCUGGCCUCAUUUAUAAGAGCUCCUCCAUUGAUUAGUCUGGUUUAAACUAUGUCUUUGUUUAAUAAAACACAAUCUGCAAUACCCUACAGCGGGGGUGUCCAAACUCGGUCCCGGAGGGCCGGUGUCCUGCUGAGUUUAGCUCCAACUUGCUUCAACACACCUGCCAAGAAGUUUCUAGUAUAUCUAGUAAAAGCUUGAUUAGCUGCUUCAAGUGUGUUUGAUUAGGGUUGGAGCUAAACUCUCCAGGACACCUGCCCCCCAGGACCAAGUUUGGACAGUCCUGCCCUACAGCAAUGAACUCACACUCAAUUCCUGGAGGGCCGCAGUCCUGCAUAGUUUAGCUCCAACCACCUCCAACUCACACCUGAUUUAUAGUCUAUAGUAGUCUUGAACACCUUGAUUAGUCGGAUCAGCUUUGUUUGAUCAGGGUUGGAACAAAACUGUGCAGAGCCGCGGCCCUCCAGGAAUCGAGUUUGAGGCUUAUGCCGUACAGCCAUUAUCCAAUCCCGUAACGUGAUGUUUGAGUAAGAAAGUGCUUGACACAAAAGGACUUGGCAAGUUUUCAUUCGUUGGCUCCCUCAGUUGCUGUCGGUCACAACCCUAUUGUUUUUUUUUUUUUCUUUUUCUUCCAUUACUAGCAAUGAUUUCGGUUUAUUCCCAGGUCAGUUGAGUCACUGCUUGCAACUCCUUCCUGUUAUUUUAACUAAUGCGAAUGUACAAGUCUAAUAGCAGACACCAGUUACUUAUGAGUUUUAUAAGUAGCUUCUUUGUAUCCGUCGUCAAACGAUUCUAGCUAUUGUAGCCAUUUGUUCUCGUUUAAGGGAUGUCAUGUAAACCAGAAAUCCUUAAUAUAUUCCUUUAGAACUCACUGGAGUGUAACUUCAUCCAUAGCGUCAGAAAACUCGUAUUUUUUUUCUCUUUUGUUUUGAGGUUGUGUGGCAAAUCAUAAGGGGACCAUCCGCGACUGUCCCGUUUCCUGCUGAGAAACCCGUCAUCCCGUUCAUUCUUAAUAUCAUUAAUAAUUAUGGUUCUCUGUGGGGGUCUGUGUACUUAUCAGGCAAAUGUACCAUAAGGUUUGACUAGCUUUCAAAAGCCAAUAUUGUAUCGUGUGAGUUAUUUUCAUACUUUGAAUUUCAUAUGUGGUGAAUGAGGGUUGGGUGAGUCUGGUAUAUCCUUUAGCAUGUAAUAGUUUGUACAAAAAGACAACAACAACAAAAAAAAGUUUAUUUUGUACAUACCUUGUUUGAUUCUUUACUGUGUUUGUUGUUCAGGCUGUAGCUGUCCUGAUUGUCUAGGGAGAAGACACAUGAGAAUAUUUAACACUUUCUUUAUGCAGAGGCAACGAGUAAAAAGAAAAAAAAAAGUUUAUCGAUAAUUGAUCUGACAGACAGGAACGUUUGUGCUUCUCAAAUUAAAAGUGAAUUAUAUUGUA
Danio aesculapii is the source of this 6161-nucleotide messenger RNA. It is a transcript of the gene kansl1b, whose product is annotated as KAT8 regulatory NSL complex subunit 1b. Gene Ontology annotation, molecular function: histone acetyltransferase binding. Lineage: Eukaryota; Metazoa; Chordata; Actinopteri; Cypriniformes; Danionidae. Gene Ontology annotation, cellular component: NSL complex. The record is from RefSeq and is a predicted model, not a curated record. The coding region runs from base 595 to 3705 and encodes 1036 amino acids. The transcript is spliced from 15 exons.